Molecule: messenger RNA, 702 nt
Organism: Microthlaspi erraticum
Lineage: Eukaryota; Viridiplantae; Streptophyta; Magnoliopsida; Brassicales; Brassicaceae
Source: the annotation of a GenBank genome assembly
AUGACUGAAUCAGCUCAAACACGUGCCCAAACCGCCAUGAAGGAAGCUCUUCUUCAAGACAUCGAAUCAAGUUUCGGACCACGAUUCGAUGAAGUUUUCCAACAUAACCAAGACCUAGAAGCUAGGAUGGACAAGAAACUCAAUAAGUUGGAAACAGACCUCUCGGAUAUGUUUGCUGUUAUUCGCAAAAUCUCCGAAACUCGCGAUUCAUCCUCCACCCCACCUUCCGUCACCAAAAACAACCCUCCGUUACUCCCAACCCCAACUAUUCCUCAUGACCCUAAUCGUGGCCGCCACUCUUCUCCGCACAACUACUCCGGCAUGACCAGACUUGCCAAGCUAGACUUUCCUCGGUUUAACGGUGACAAACUUAAAGAAUGGCUGUUCAAAGUUGAACAAUUCUUCUCCAUUGACAACACACCCGAUGAUUUACGAGUCGGCAUCGCUUCCAUCCACUUCGACGGUCUUGCCUCGGCUUGGCAUCAAUCCCUCGUUCAAUCGGACAUGCAACCGUCAACACUCCUUGAUUGGUCGUCCUAUAAGCUUCUUUUAUAUGAAAGAUUUGAUGAUCUUUUAGAUGACCCUGUUGCAGAGCUGAAAAACUUACAAGAAACAGAUGGUAUUGUUGAAUACCAUGGCAGAUUUGAACUUCUACGUACACGUGUGAACUUCUCGGAGACUAUUUGGUUCGCCACUACCUAG